CAGAUCCCUUUGUGCCAAGGGGAGGAGAGAGUGGAGAGGGGGUGGACCAACCCCAAAUCCACUGCCUGUUGUAAAGAAAAGAGGGAGAGAGAGAGGAGCAGAAAAAGUUAGUGCAACAGAGGUGAUGGACUUAGUCCAGUAAGAGUGACAGGGAACACACAAACUCUUCAGAGGGCUAGAAGAACAUGCUGGUGGACUUUAAUUGCCUUCAAAACCCAGAGAAACCUACAGCACCUAACAUACAUAUCUGCUGAUCUUCUGAGGUCUUCAAAGCCCUCUCUAACAUCUCCUUGAAAUACUUGACCGUAAACAUUUUAAAAGGACUUGCUAUCAGUCACGCUUUGAUUGAACUUUUCAGUUUGUUUAAUAUGUAUUUAACAUUUCACUCCUGUCUCCCGGAGAAGAAGGCUUGAAGUAGUUCUUUUCAGAGUUCUUGAGAAAGGAUUCGCAGGCUUUGCAUCACCACACAGACAGAUGUGUUUGACUGAGGGCUUAUAGACUGAAGACCUUUCCACUGAUACCGAGGACAUACUAACAAAAGUGAGACAGUGGGGGAUUACGACAGACCGAGCGAGAGGAAACCCCACAGAGCAAUUUCUGCAAGUUGUGAUGACUAUUUCCACAGAGGCACUUCAUUCGGUUUCUCCUGGACAUUGACGGAUUUCAAGAGGGUGCUGUGCAAUAGACUGGAAUCAUCUGGUGCGUGUGGUCAUGGAUGUCCCUGCGCUAGUAUGGCUGGUGUUGCUCUUGGCGAGUGGAGGGUUUCCUGGGACGGAGGGCAGCACUCAGCAGUUUGACAGCAGUGAUGAAGGUCCAGAGGUUGAAUUCCUGUCUACCUCUCGCACACGACGAGCUCCAGAGCCUCCAGUGCAGGACAAGUGCUCCUACACCUUCAUCGUACCCCAGAAAAAGGUUACGGGAGCCAUUUGUGUGAACUCCAAGGAGCCUGAGGCCGUGCUGGAGAACCGUGUCAAUAAGCAGGAGCUGGAACUCCUCAAUUCUGAGCUGCACAAGCAGAAGAGACAAAUCGAGACUCUACAGCAGCUUGUAGAAGUCGACGGCGGCAUCGUCAAUGAGGUGAAGCUUUUGCGCAAGGAAUCCCGUAAUAUGAAUUCCAGAGUGACGCAGUUAUACAUGCAGCUGCUGCAUGAGAUCAUCCGCAAGAGGGACAACGCGCUGGAGCUCUCUCAACUGGAGAACAAGAUCCUCAACCAGACCUCCGAGAUGCUGCAGCUUACAAACCGCUAUAAAGAUCUGGAGCAUAAGUAUCAGCACCUCGCCUCACUUGCCAAUAACCAGUCAGCGCUCAUUGCCCUUCUUGAGGCGCAGUGUCAGAGGGGACCGCCGGUUGCAGUACCCAGGGUACCAGUCCAACCUCAGCCCCAACCACAACCUCAACCGCAACCCAGACCCUCACCACCCCUCAAUAAACCCUUCCAGCCAACAACCUUUAACCGUAACAACCAGAUCACCAACGAGAUCCAGAGCGAUCAGAACCUCAAAGUGCCUCCUGCUCCUCUUCCCACCAUGCCAGGAGGAACUCACAGCCCGUCCACCACAAAUAAACCCUCCGGUCCCUGGAAGGAUUGUCUGGAGGCUCUUGAGGACAGUCACACUAACAGUGGCAUGCACCUGGUGAAGCCGGAGAAUACCAACAAGCUGAUGCAGGUGUGGUGCGAUCAAAGACAGGAUCCUGGCGGCUGGACCGUCAUCCAGAGAAGAAUGGAUGGCUCUGUCAACUUCUUCAGAAACUGGGAGACAUAUAAGCAAGGCUUUGGAAACAUCGAUGGAGAGUAUUGGCUGGGUCUGGAGAACAUAUACUGGAUAACUAGUCAAGGGAACUACAAGCUGCUGGUCACCUUAGAGGACUGGUCUGGACGCAAGACAUUUGCAGAGUACGCAAGUUUCCGCCUUGAACCUGAAAGCGACUUCUAUAGGCUCAGGGUGGGCCGCUACCAUGGCAAUGCCGGUGACUCCCUAACUUGGCACAACGGAAAGCAGUUCACCACUCUGGACAGAGAUCAUGAUGUAUACACAGGCAACUGUGCCCACUAUCAAAAGGGAGGCUGGUGGUAUAAUGCCUGUGCCCAUUCAAAUCUGAAUGGUGUGUGGUACAGAGGAGGUCACUACCGCAGCCGCUAUCAGGACGGCGUGUACUGGGCUGAAUUCAGAGGAGGCGCCUACUCUCUCAAGAAGGUUGUGAUGAUGAUACGACCCAACCCCAACACCUUCCACUGAGCAGCGCAUAAACACAGGGAAUGAACAGAUAACUGCUCCCCAACGGUUGCCAUUCACCCUAUAAAGUGCAGUUCACUUAAGAUUGUGGUUUAGCUUCCUAUGUAACAUAGUUAAAUAAGAUAUGUGGCAAAGCAACAAACAGUGUCUUGGUUGAUGUAAUUGAGAAGGAGCACCAAAUUGACAUGGACUACAAAAGAAAGCUAUUUACAACACAGAAAUUGCAGUGGGAUAAAUUGGCCAGUUUCCCUUACAAUGUUUGUCACUAGGAAGUCACGAACAUGAUGUUCUUUUUCACUCUUGUUCGAUCAAAUCAAGUGAAACCUGUUCAUCUUUAAAUAUACAGUGCAAUUGCGAA
Molecule: messenger RNA, 2593 nt
Organism: Carassius carassius (crucian carp)
Lineage: Eukaryota; Metazoa; Chordata; Actinopteri; Cypriniformes; Cyprinidae
Product: angiopoietin-related protein 2-like
Exons: 5
Coding region: 712-2238 (508 amino acids)
Source: RefSeq, a predicted model, not a curated record